AUGUUCCACAGCGGUGGCCCAUGGAUGGAGCUGGGCCGCGACGGCGUCCCUCGGCAUGUCCCUGUAGGGCUUCUGCCGAAAUUCCGGUCUCGCAGCAUUGCUAGGGGCAAAGGCCCUCCAAAUUCGGGUCGGAGCGUAGCGCUAGCGGAGAUCUUGCUAGCAUAUCCUCUUCCCAGCUCCAACUGGUGUCAUUUUUGGGAGUCAUACGAUAGCGAGGCGCCCGCGGCGGCGGAUACUCCGGCGGCGGAGGCGCCGAAGAAGCGCAGCCGGUGGGGCGCCAAGCCCGCCGAGGCGACGGACCCGAUUCAGCUGGCGGUGCAGCUCGGGCUUCCGCUCGCGACGCUGCAGCACAUGUCGAGCGAGCAGCAGGCGAGCCUUCCAAAGCUCAAGGAGAAGGUUGACCAGAUCGACCUGCUGCUGCGGCUCCCCGACUGCGGCGUGAGCGACAUCCCGCCAGGCGGACGGUCGCCGUCGCCCGAGCCCAUCUUUGACCGGUCGGGAGCGCAGGUCAACUCGCGCGAGGCGCGGAGGCGGCAGCAGCUGAUCAACGAGCGCGCCGAGCUGCUCGAGUCGCUCAAGCCAAAGGUGCCGCAGCGGUGCUGGCGGAAGCUGAUCGUGCCGGAGCGCGAGUCUGGGUGCAAGAUCGUGAUCCGCGGGAAGGGGGCCAUCAAGGAGGGGUGCGGCAGGCACGACGGCAAGCCGAUCGGCCCCGAGGACGACGAGCCAAUGCACGUGCUCAUCGAAGGGCCGGACGAGGAGACUGUCGAGCGGGGGCAGGCGCUCGUCGAGAUCGUGCUCAACCCGUACUCGGAGGACGCGGUUGCGCAAAAGGAGAAGCAGAUGCGCGAACUCGCAAUCAUCAACGGCGCGCGCGAGGCGGCAGCGCGCCGCCACCACGCCCCUCCCGACCCGCCCCCCCCUCCCCUCGAGCUAGGCACCCUCAAGGAGGAGGACGCCGCUCUGGCGGGCCGAACGGCGGCGGCGGCAUGGACGCCGAGAUACCCUCCCCACAUGCCUCCGCCCCACCACCCCGGCAUGGCUGGCCAGCCGCCCGGCUACCCGCACCACCCUGGCGCGGGCGGGCCGCCGAUGGGCGCGCCUCCGAUGGGCGGCGCGCGCGACAGCAAGGCGGAGGCCGCGCCACCGCCUGCGGAACCGCCUCACGCCUCUCGCGUCACGAGAGCACCCGCACGCGGCGCGGCCCUACUGACGUUGCGCGUACUUUCGGAUCUUGUAAGGACGAUCAGGGACACAGGGGAACGGGAGCGGGGAGCGCAUCGCGACACGGAGGGGGGCUGGGCAGGGCGCGGCCUAGUGUGCCAGCGAGGCAAAAUCGGUUUCUUCAUUCUCAUGAAGGUCGGGCUAGCGAGCUCGGCUGCACCUCUCGUCGCCGCGGCGCUACUCGCGUGCAGCGGUCCGCAGCAGGCACUUGUGGGCAACGCCGCCGUUGUCCCAUCGGGCCUGCCCUUCCAGACGCUGGCUCGCGCUCAGCCCCAAGCCGCGCCGGCGCCAGAGGAGCUGAGCCAGAAGGUUCUCGACUAUCAGCAGGCUUUUCCAGCCAAGGCGGGUGACCCCGUCGUCUUGGUCACGGGCGAAGAGAAGGGAAACAAGGCGCUGUUGAUCGAAACCGAGGGCAAGUAUGGGAUCAUCAAGCUGACAGACUCGGGUUCGAUCAAGGCAGUCGAGUACAGCGCGCUGGUCAAGGGCAUCGCCAGCAAGUAG
This is a messenger RNA of Emiliania huxleyi CCMP1516, 1722 nucleotides long. RefSeq lists its product as hypothetical. Lineage: Eukaryota; Haptophyta; Isochrysidales; Noelaerhabdaceae. Bases 1 to 1722 code for a protein of 573 amino acids. Gene Ontology annotation, cellular component: nucleus. The transcript has 14 exons. Gene Ontology annotation, molecular function: mRNA binding. The record is from RefSeq and is a predicted model, not a curated record. Gene Ontology annotation, biological process: regulation of mRNA splicing, via spliceosome.